AUGGUUGGUAUGCGGAAUAUAGCUCUCAGUGAGCCCAUUCAUCACCGUUCUCCAUAUGAGGUGGUGUUCCUCAACCCCCCAGAGGAGCCGGUGGCCGGCUACCUCCUGCGUGUGCUGUACUCCUGCUCAGAGUCCAGUGUGGUGUACCUGGAGGUCCUUGUCUCUACGGAGACCGAAACCACCAAGCCCGUCUUUCAGAGACACUGGCGGUGUGGGCCAGGCCCUUCCAGGGUCCGUAGCGUUACCCUGAACCUCCCGGACUGGCUGUUGUACCAGGCUGACUGGAGAAUCCCUGACUCAGAGUGGGUGCUGAGUGGACUGCUUCGUGCCUGGGUCGGUGAGGAUGGCUCCCAGGGACAGUAUGGGACCGCCCAGGCCCGAGCCACUGUCCUGCUGCAGCCACUGAACCCCUACAGCCGUCCUUGGAAGCAGCAUGAGCUUUGCCCGUCCUGGAGCACAGACAUGCUCUGGAGGAUACGCAGAGAUACCAUCCCACGCUGUCCCGAGGAACAAGAGAUUGCCCAUUUCCUGUCUUUUGUAUAUGCCUCCACUGGGGAGAACUUUGGCAUCACCAGGACUCUCAAUCGCUAUGACAACAAGGUCCUGGAGCACCUGAGGCUGAAAGCAAUCUCCUCUCCCUGGUGUGUAUUCUCCACCUGGCUGUUCCUGACCCAGCACUGCCACCAGCAUCUGUGUGGAGUGUUGCACCACGUGGACUCUGAAAAUAACUACGCCACCCCUUCCAUGUUCCUCACAAGUUUAGGCCAGCUUCAUAUACAGAUGCAUGGAGAGAACGGGGUGUCUGCAGCCUUCCUGAGUGGUUUCCAGGUGCCUCUUCAGCAGUGGUGUCACAUCGACCUGGAGCUGCAGGGAAGACUGGUGAACAUCACCAUGGUCUGUGUGGAGGGACAGCAACUUUCUACUCACUUUACAGAGAACAGGUUCAGAGACCCAGUGCUGCUGGAUGACACCAAUGGCUAUUUUGUGCUGGGAGGCGGUCUGUUUGUGAGAGGUGCUGAGGGGUUUUUUGGGCCAAGUGUGUACUACCGCAACAGAGUGCCCUUACUGAGUGAGAGUGAGGUCAGCAUCCCGCAGCCUGUCCAGGCUCUGAAUAUGACUGGAUGGUUCCAGUCCUGUGCUGAGUUUAAGAAGGCGCUCCAUUUCAAAAUGGAUGGAUAUUCACUGAGAGUCAGAGAGGAGGGAUGGGCUGGGAGCUGUGUGGAUGCGUACAGCAGCUGGGUUUACAGGGAAGCCCUGCAGCCCGGAUCACCACAGUGUCAGCCCUGGGAGGCACCCGCUGCCCCUCAGGGACGCCGCGCCGCUCGACUGGCGCAGCUAGCGGCUACCAGACAGGAUUUUGUCUCCGGUGCCCUGCGCCAACCCCAGGGAGUUGACCUGGCCGCAGUGGGCCGGGCGCUGUACUCCCAGGCCCUGCGGAGGCUCGCUCGGGGAGGGGGGACAGAGGCAGUGAAGCGGGCCAUGCCUCUCCUGCUGCAGGCUGGCUGCCUGGGGGACAACAGGGCCCUCCACCUGUCAUCGGUGCUGUACAACAGCGGCCUGGGGGUCGGGAGGCAUCCAAGCAAGGCCUGGCUGCUGUCUCUGCUGGCGGCCCAGCAGGACUGGAGGCUGGCAGAGCUGCGUCUCGGACACAUGCACCACCUCGGCGAGCAAGGCAUACCCCCAGACCUUCCCCUUGCUUAUGCCUACUACUCCAACAUUGCAUCCCAGACUGUCUCGGACUUUAACAACCCCUCUCCGGAGCAGACGUUUGUGGAGUCUAUCUACCUGAACAACGAGGACGUGCUGAAGCUGCAGACGAAGGAGAACGAUGACCUCUUCCUCUGGCUGAAACACCAGGCGCGGAAUGGAAUAGCGGAGGCAGAGCAAGCAGUGGCAAGAAUGCUGUUCUGGGGUCAGCAGGGAGUGUCUCCGGACAUACAGACGGCCGUGAAGCACUAUGAGAGGGGGGCCAAAAGGCUGGAGGACACCACAUCCAUGUACAACUACGCCAUCGUCCUACUUAAGGGGCAAGGAGUAGAGAAGGACAUUCCAACAGCGGUCAAGUUCUUGAAGAAAGCUGCUGAACAGAAUUUCGUGCUGGCGAUCAACGCGCUGGGCUGGUACUACGAGCAGUACGAGCAGGACUACGUUCGAGCAGUGGAGCUGUGGGAGCGGGCCGAUGUGCUGGGCAGCGCCGACGCUGCCGUCAACCUCGGGGUCAUGCACUCCCAGGGCCUGUAUCCUGGGAAACCGCCCAGCAAGUUCAUGGCAUAUAUCUAUUACCUGAAGGCUGCACAGAGAAGAAAUAUUGAUGGAGCGUUCCGAUUGGCCGAGGUGUGGAUUAGAGGGAUCCCUGGCCUGGUGGACAGGCUUCCAUUGGAUGCAGUGCUGUGGGCAAAGUGGGCAUCUGAGCAGAAUGGGUACCUGGGAGCGGUUUUAAGGAAAGGCUUGGAUGCCUAUUUUGACCAGGACUGGUUAAUGGCUCUGAUCUAUUACCUGAUGGCGGCGGAGGCGGGAUUCUCUGCAGCUCAGUUUAAUGUGGCAUACCUGUGUGAACUCAACCCUGGGGGUCUCCUGGAUCCAGCCUUUGUCACAGAUUGUGUGUGGAGAUAUUACAACCUUUCCAUUCAGGUUCAGGAUCCUGCACCUUAUGCACUGAUAAAGAUGGGAGACCUGAUCUAUGGCAGCCACAAGCAUCGAAAGAGAGAUGCGGCUGUAGCGGCUGACCUAUACAAACAGGCUGUUCUCCGAAAUGACCCGCAGGGCUGGUACAGCCUUGGUUUGCUGGUCCAAGCAGGAGAGGUGUUACCAGGGCCUGUGUUGGCUGAAUUAGGUCUUGUGGAACUUCGUGGAGCAGACAACCACACAGUGCUUACCACACUUUACAGAAGGUGCAGAGACCACGAGAGCAAAGAGUCGUAUUUGCCAUGCAGUCUGGCUCUGUUCUGUGCACACUUGCACUCUGUCUGGAAGCUCCAUGGCACGGCCCUGAAGGUCUCCAGUGCUGUUGUCAUGGCAGCCGUCACUCUCCUGAUGCUGCGCUUAGGCCGGCUCCGGGCUCCCUUGUCCCAUGCGUAG
Messenger RNA from Megalops cyprinoides (Indo-Pacific tarpon), 3078 nucleotides. Its product is annotated as protein sel-1 homolog 3. Gene Ontology annotation, molecular function: protein binding. The record is from RefSeq and is a predicted model, not a curated record. The transcript is spliced from 24 exons. The coding region runs from base 1 to 3078 and encodes 1025 amino acids. Lineage: Eukaryota; Metazoa; Chordata; Actinopteri; Elopiformes; Megalopidae.